Molecule: messenger RNA, 606 nt
Organism: Otolemur garnettii (small-eared galago)
Lineage: Eukaryota; Metazoa; Chordata; Mammalia; Primates; Galagidae
Gene: CIMIP2C
Product: chromosome unknown C2orf70 homolog
Exons: 4
Coding region: 1-606 (201 amino acids)
Source: RefSeq, a predicted model, not a curated record
AUGGCUUCUCGAAGCGCGGGCACCCUACUGAGCGAGUUCAAUGCCACCUACGUGCCCCCCAGCCUCAUGCCUGGGUACCAGGGCCAUGUGCCCGGUGCGGCCUUCUCCUUCGGCUCCCCCUACGGCACCACCACCCUCAAGUACUUCCAGGACCACCGCAGCGCAGCCAUGGAGCACCGCCACACUCCUUUCAGCAAAGGUGGCCACUUUCCCACCCUCUUCUCCUCCGAUCCCAACCUCGUGCUCCUCAACUGCUCGCAAUCCUGGGAACGUUGUCUGCACCGGCCCAACUACACCCGCUUCAACCUGGACAGCGACCGCUCCCACCUGCUCACACACUUCUACCAGACGGCACAGCAGCAUCGGAAGUACUAUCAAGACAAGACAGGCACGGUGCCCCGGGUCCCCUACUUUGUCCUGCCUGUGAGAGAGACCGAAAAGUACCCGCUCCCCACGGACCUGCCUCCACUGACCCCAAAGAACAAGUGGCAUCUUUUAAGAGUAUCCCCUGAGAACUUGAAGACCUACCAGACCUUCCCAUCUGGGAAGAAGGUCUUUCCACAAGAACGGCAGAAGAGAGACUGCUACUUUGAGUUCAGAGCGUGA